Messenger RNA from Plectropomus leopardus (leopard coralgrouper), 9222 nucleotides. Lineage: Eukaryota; Metazoa; Chordata; Actinopteri; Perciformes; Serranidae. The record is from RefSeq and is a predicted model, not a curated record.
CCGGAGGAUCCGGGCGCUGUUUUGGAUGGGCAGAGGAUUCACUCUCUGCGGUCGUCGUCUCUGAGUUGCUGAGGUGCCAGGUGUGCGUGUCUGUGUAGCCGCACAGAUCUUCAGCUCUCCUGCUCACUCACACACCCUCCUGCAACAUGGCGGCGGCUUCAGUGAAGGUGGCGGUGAGGGUCCGACCCUUCAACUCCAGAGAGAUGUCGAAGGACAGCAAGUGCAUCAUUCAGAUGUCAGGGAACACCACGACGAUCCUGAACCCUAAACAGCCGAAAGAAAACAAGAGUUUCAACUUUGACUUUUCCUACUGGUCACACACCACUCCCGAGGACAUCAACUAUGCGUCCCAGAUACAGGUGUACAAGGACAUCGGGGAAGAGAUGCUGCUCCAUGCCUUUGAAGGCUACAAUGUGUGCAUAUUUGCAUACGGCCAGACAGGAGCAGGAAAAAGUUACACCAUGAUGGGACGACAGGAGAAGGACCAGCAGGGAAUCAUACCUCUGCUUUGUGAGGAUCUUUUCACCAAAAUCAAUGACAGCAAUAACGACAACAGCAUGUCUUACUCUGUGGAGGUGAGUUACAUGGAGAUCUACUGUGAGCGUGUGCGUGACCUGCUCAAUCCCAAGAACAAAGGAAACCUGCGUGUCAGAGAGCACCCUCUGAUGGGACCAUACGUUGAAGACUUGUCCAAACUGGCCGUCACCUCGUACAACGAUAUCCAGGACCUGAUGGACUCUGGUAACAAGGCCAGGACUGUGGCUGCUACCAAUAUGAACGAGACCAGCAGCCGCUCCCACGCUGUCUUCAACAUCAUCUUCACACAAAAGAAGCACGACAUGGACACGGAGAACACAUCAGAAAAGGUCAGCAAGAUCAGCCUGGUGGACUUGGCUGGCAGCGAGAGAGCCGACUCGACCGGAGCUAAAGGCACCAGACUGAAGGAAGGAGCAAACAUUAAUAAAUCUCUUACCACUCUGGGAAAAGUUAUAUCUGCUCUGGCUGAACUGGACUCAGUGCCAAACAAGAACAAGAAAAAGAAGAAGGUGGAGAGUUUCAUUCCCUACAGAGAUUCAGUUCUGACUUGGCUACUGAGGGAGAACUUGGGAGGAAACUCUCGUACAGCCAUGGUGGCCGCCCUCAGCCCUGCUGACAUUAACUACGAUGAGACACUCAGCACCCUCCGGUAUGCUGAUCGAGCCAAACAGAUUCGCUGUAACGCCGUGAUCAAUGAGGACCCCAACAACCGUCUGGUGCGUGAGCUGAAGGAGGAGGUGGCUCGCCUCAAAGACCUGCUGUACGCACAGGGUCUGGGAGACAUCAUAGAGACGUAUCGUGGCACCGGCCCCGUCAUCGCUGGUUUGAAAUACCUGUGCGAUUACAAGAACUUUGUGAAUAAUCGCCAGGCUGUCAAUCAAAGGGGUGAUCUCUCCGCAGUGUCCAAUGCCAUGACAGGAAUGAGUCCCUCCCCGUCGCUGUCGGCGCUGUCCAGCCGUGCAGGGUCCAUCAGCAACCUCCAUGACCGCAUCUUCAGCCCAGCCAGCGAGGAAGCCAUCGAGAGGCUCAAGGAAACUGAGAAAAUCAUCGCAGAGCUCAAUGAGACCUGGGAGGAAAAGCUGCGACGUACUGAAGCCAUUCGUAUGGAGAGAGAGGCCCUGCUGGCUGAGAUGGGUGUUGCCAUGAGGGAAGAUGGAGGCACUGUGGGCGUCUUCUCCCCGAAAAAGACGCCUCAUCUGGUGAAUCUGAACGAAGACCCGCUGAUGUCAGAGUGUCUGCUGUAUUACAUCAAAGACGGCAUCACCAAGGUUGGCCGUGAAAAUGCCAAAACUCGCCAAGACAUUGUUCUCAGCGGCCAUUUUAUCAAAGAUGAGCACUGCACAUUUAGCAGCACUACGGGCCCUCAGGGAGAAGGAUGCGUCAUCCUGGAGCCGUGUGAGGGGGCUGAGACGUAUGUCAACGGGAAGAGAGUGAGCUCUCCCAUUGUUCUGCGAUCUGGGAACCGCAUCAUCAUGGGAAAGAGCCACGUGUUUCGCUUCAAUGACCCUGAGCAGGCUCGUUUGGAGCGAGAGAGGACGCCGUGUGCUGAGACGCCGGUGGAGCCCGUCGACUGGGCCUUCGCUCAGAGAGAGCUGCUGGAGAAACAGGGCAUCGACAUGAAGCAGGAGAUGGAGCAGAGGCUUCAGGAGCUCGAGGAUCAGUACCGCAAAGAAAGAGAAGAAGCGAGUAAUUUGCUGGAGCAGCAGAGGCUGGACUAUGAGAGUAAACUGGAGGCGCUGCAGAAACAAGUGGACUCUCGGUACCUAGAGUCCCCAGAGGAAGAGGAGGAGCCUGAAGAGGAAGUGCCGUGGACGCCUCGUGAGACCGAGUUGGCUCUGUGGGCUUUCAGGAAGUGGCGUUUCUACCAGUUCACCUCUCUCAGGGAUCUGCUUUGGGGCAAUGCCAUCUUCCUUAAAGAGGCCAAUGCUAUCAGUGUGGAGCUGAAGAAAAAGGUUCAGUUCCAGUUCGUCCUGUUGACAGACACUCUCUACUCGCCCCUGCCCCCCGACCUGCUGCCCCCCAGUGUGGCCAAAGAGAGGGAGAGACGACCUUUCCCCCGAACCAUUGUCGCCGUGGAAGUGCAAGACCAAAAGAACGGAGCCACACAUUACUGGACUCUGGAGAAACUCAGGCAGAGGCUGGACCUGAUGAGGGAAAUGUACGACCGUGCUGCAGAGCUCCCCAGCAGCGCUGUGGAGGACUGUGACCACGCUUUGACCGGAGGAGACCCCUUCUACGACCGCUUCCCCUGGUUCCGUCUGGUCGGCAGGGCUUUUGUGUAUUUGAGUAACCUGCUGUACCCCCGGUGCCCCUGGUACAUCGCGUGGCCCAUCGUCAGUGAGAAGGGGGGAGGUGAAAGGCUUCUCCGAGUGGCUGUGCAGGCCAUCUCAGCUGAUCCGUCAUGGAAGCUCCCCCCGCAGCCCAAGAAAGCUCUGUCCCACCUGAAGAUCGGCAGCACCUUCACCUUCAGAGUCACCGUCUUACAGGCGUCCAGCAUCUCAGCCGAGUACGCCGACAUCUUCUGCCAGUUCAAUUUCAUCCACCGCCAUGACGAAGCUUUCUCCACUGAGCCGCUGAAGAACACAGGCAGAGGACCUCCGCUGGGAUUUUACCAUGUUCAAAAUAUCACAGUGGAGGUGACAAAGUCGUUCGUGGAGUACAUUAAGACUCAGCCCCAUCUCUUCGAGGUGUUUGGUCACUAUCAGAAACAACCAUUCCCUCCGCUCUGCAAAGACCUCAUCAGUCCACUGAGACCUUCCAGGAGGCAGUUCCCCAGAGUGAUGCCCUUAUCCAAACCAGGUUAUGCCGCCACGAAGCUCAGCACGCUGACUCGCUCCACUGCAGGACCUUGUCACGCCAAAUAUGACCUCAUGGUCUUCUUUGAGAUCUGUGAGCUGGAAGCUAAUGGAGACUACAUCCCAGCUGUCGUUGACCACAGAGGCGGGAUGCCCUGCCACGGCACUUUCCUCUUACAUCAGGGCAUCCAGAGGAGGAUCACAGUAACCAUCGCUCAUGAAACAGGAAAUGACAUUGAGUGGAAAGAGGUGAAGGAGCUGGUUAUUGGUCGCAUUCGAAACACACCAGAGGCUGAUGAGACCAUCAUUGACCCCAACAUCCUUUCCCUCAACAUCCUGUCCUCUGGAUACUUCUGGCCAAAACACAACGACAACGUCUCCUUGGGAGUUGAUCAUAGAACUUUUUACCGAUUUGAGGCAGCGUGGGACAGCUCCAUGCACAACUCUCUGCUGCUGAACAGAGUCACUCCCUACGGGGAGAAGAUCUACAUCACCCUCUCUGCUUAUCUAGAGAUGGAGAACUGCACUCAGCCGACAGUGAUCACCAAAGAUUUCUGCAUGGUGUUUUAUUCCCGUGAUGCGAAGCUGCCGGCCUCUCGCUCCAUCAGAAACCUCUUCAGCACCGGCUGCCUCCGACCAUCAGAGAGUAACCGCGUCACUGGGGUUUAUGAAGUCACACUCUGCCAUGUGGCUGACAACGGAAGUCCGGGUAUGCAGCGUCGUCGCAGGCGUGUGCUGGACACCUCAGUGGCUUACGUCCGAGGAGAGGAGAACUUGGCAGGAUGGAGGCCUCGCAGCGACAGCCUCAUCCUGGACCACCAGUGGGAGCUGGAGAAACUCAGUUUACUGCAGGAGGUGGAGAAGACCAGGCACUACCUGCUGCUGAGGGAGAAGCUGGAGGCGACUCUGCAGGCAGGACAGGAUGCGCUCUACAAGAGCAGCGACAUCAGCGAUUUCGCAAAGAGUCCCGUCCUCAGCCACAGUCCCAGCAGCAGCCCCGCCCCCGACAGCCCCAACCAGAGGCAGAGGGAGCUCGCUGCCAAGUGUCUGCGUCUGCUGAUGCACACCUUCAACAGGGAGUACAGCCAGGUGAGCAGCAGUGCCAGUGAGAGCAAGCUUUCUGAGAUGUCGGCGUCGCUGAUGAGAGACUCCUCGUCGUCUGGACUGAGCACACUCACUCCGUCCUCUACCUGCCCCUCACUGGUCGAGGGAAAUUAUGACAUUCGACACACUGAACCCAGUUCAGGAGCUUCCACACCAGAUCUGGACCCGUACAGCCCGGUGGACAGAAAGAAAGUUCUCCGAGGAUGCACCUUUGUUCCUGACAUACAGGAGAUCCGCGUCAGCCCCAUCGUGUCAAAGAAAGGCUACCUGCACUUCCUGGAGCCCCACACCAGCGGCUGGGUGAAGCGUUUCGUGGUGGUUCGCAGGCCCUACGUCUACCUGUACCGCAGCGAGAGAGACAGCGUGGAGAGAGCCGUCAUCAACCUGUCGUCUGCAAAGGUGGAAUACAGUGAAGACAAACAGACCUUGCUGCGGACUCCCAACACGUUUGCUGUGUGCACGGAGCAUCGUGGGAUACUGCUGCAGGCCACCAAUGACAAAGAGAUGCACGACUGGCUGUAUGCGUUUAACCCUCUGCUAGCAGGCACCAUCAGGUCGAAGCUCUCCCGGAGAAAGUCGGUCCAGUCGGCCCCGCCGGUCCCGUGUGCUCAGAGGAUGUGAGGUGAACCGACUUGGUGGAAAACAAACAAAACAAUACAAUCUAAAAGCUCCACUCACCAUCCUGCGCUAAUGAACAUAGACCAUUUAAACAAACUUAUACACAGAACCACUUAAAUAACCUAUAUGACGACCGUCCCAAACAUCACUCGAUUGCUCAUCCCGAAACCCAACGUCCUUUCCCUCUUUUUGCAGUUGCCACCUCCAAACCCUGCAUGGUGUGCCUCCUCCUGACCUUUAGAAGAAACAUAAGACAAACUAACCACCCAAACCCGUUCAUUAACUUACCUCUGCUGGGCAUCGGGACAAGUUUUGAUUAGCUUUCAUGUAGAAAUCCAUCAGCUGUGAGGCUCCCAGUUCCCUGUAUAGAGUUAGUAUGUGGUCAGUCCCUCCUUCAUUCAUCAAAAUAAGUCCCAGUUUUAAAUCAGCCGUUCAUGUAUUUCUAAUUAACGCCAUCAGGUGAGGGGGAAAUUGCAAACAUCAAAGCGGAUGUUUCUCUUUGCAGAAGUGUGUUAAGUGCAGGAACGAUCGCUUCACAUAAAUCCAUCAUACACUGUACAUUACCUCAGCUCGGAUCGGCUUGGUGCUCUACAGCAUAGAGUAUUGGUUUCACUGCAGAGGUUUCAGAUAGCAAACAGUCGUUUUAACACUGAAGUAGCAUGAGGGAUUUGUUAGGACUGAAGGGUACGUUGUUACUGUGUCGUCUUUUUUUCUCAUGAAAACUGAGUUCGUUGGCUAGAUUAAGGCAAAAAUAAUGCAUUAUCAGGAGAGAUAACUCAUGUCCUUGCCUUGUUCUCAUUACGUGCUUCAUUUUUUUAAAAAAAAUAAUAAUCCCUUGUGCAUAAAACCAUAAAGAAUAAUGUUAUUUAUUGUUGCUAAUGUUGUUCUUAUUUAUUUGUGACAGGACCACUGACUAGUUUUGAUGCAUGGCACUUUAUUGUCUCUAUUGAGUUAAUGUGUAAUUUACUCAGCUUUUUUUAACCAAAGCAUUAUUUUCUUGUUUUAACUGUUUCAAAUCAUUGUCCACUGUGCUGCUGUGUUAGCAGGCAUUUAGGCUGUUAAAGAAAUAUUUUUACAUUUUGGGAAGUGCACACAUAUGCUUUCUUAACGAGAGUUCAAUGACAAUGUUGAUGCCACUCUUUACUGUCUGUACGGUAAAUAUGAAGCAACAGCCAGCAGCCCAAUAGCCUCACAAAAAGACUGGAAGCAGGGGAAAACAAUUAGUCUGCCCAGAAGUGACAAAGUCGCCAACCAGCACCUCUAAAGAUCACUAAUGACAGGUUGUAUCUUGUGUGAUUAAUUUGUACUACUGAAGAGAAAAAAAGGACCAGUUAAGAUUUUAUGGUGGGUUUUUCGCCUGGAUAUUUCUUGGCGACUUUUGGGAUAAAUGAAGAUUUAAAGAAGCUUUAAAGAAGCUGUCUCUCAAAUUUUUUUCAUAAAGCGUACAGUGUCAUCACCAUAUGUGGACGAGAGGGUGGAGCUGUUGGAGGAGCGAGGGGUGGAGCUGACUCACAGAGUGUGAUGACGCCUCGCGGACAAUCUGUCACUCAAAGCGGGCUCACUCUCAGUUAUGAGUAACUUUAAGCCUUGGAAAAAAAUAAAUGGGUACAUUUUACUAUAUAUGUGAUGUAUCGGGCUGUAAAUAUGUUUAUUUCCGCUGUUAAGUUGGGCAUUUCAUCACAGGGAUUGACUAGCUUUUAAAGCCAGCCUCGAGCGGCCAUCAGAGGACUUGCAGUUUUUUGCACCUCUGUGUUGGUUUUAUUUUUCAGUCCUGGAGUUUGCCACUUGAUUUUUGUGGUCUUGAGAUAGAGUGAGGCAAGCUGUUUACCCUUGUUUCUGGUCUUUUUUUGCACUAAGCCAACCAUGUUUUUGGUACAAACCAGAACUCACCAUCCUCAGAUGGAGGAAGCAAUACCUGUGCCGAUCUGUCGUAUUGAGUUUCCCUCCCUCAGUGAACAUGGUUAGUUGCUUAACUUUCAAGAAUAUUUCCCAAAUUGUUAACUAUUUCUUUAAACUAAUCAAAUAUACUAAUAUGAACCUAAGAUAUUUUACACAAUAAAUACACCUGGAGGACAACUGUUCUGCAUGUGGGCAGUAAAUAAGCACUUAUUCUAUCUGUUUUGGGCCAGCAGAGUUGCUACAGUAAAUACGUUUACUAUUUAAGUCUCCUCUAGUAGCUUAAUGGAAAGUCAACCAUGGACCUGUUAUCUGUUGACGGCAGUUCCUUUGAGUGGGCAAGAGCGUUGUCCAUGCACCAGAUAGUGCCUCCCUUUCUUCACCUCUUUUUCUUCUCUCCCUACUUCAACGUUGACAUCAAACUUAGUUACACGUGUCCCAGAUCAGGCUUUUAUGUAGAAUCAGAGUAGAUGCUGUGAAUCUUUUUCUUUUUACAUUGAUGAUCAAUGUUUUGGAGAGUAAAUAUUAUCAAUGAUGCUCUAUAGUAUGUUGUUAUAGUAACAGUACAGCGUAUAUCCCAUUAUCACCGAGUGUAAAUGUUGCACUUAAAAGAAAUGUCCCCUCUUAGCUUUUGUACUGUAGCUGCUACUAGAUAUUUGACAGCUUGACGCUUGUGUUAGACACCAGUAUGGUACGAUUAGCUCGGUGUUGUUAAGACUUUUACGUCCAGGGAUGGUUUCAAGUUGCUUUUACCUGCUGUCUGUUACUUUGCAUUAUACCAAGAUGACUCAAAUGUUGGUUUGAGACCAAUAUUAUCAGUGAAAGGAAAAAUACAACAAAAAAAUACUUAGCCUUUUCUAGAAAGAAUGUUUGAAGUAGCUGUAUUAGGAAAUUUUUUAUUUUAUUAUUUACAUUAAAGGGAUAUUAUCUGCAUCUUUUUUUACUUUCCGCUUUUGUAAAUCUGUCAAAGACGUGGUCAGCCAGCCAUUUUGUCUGUUUCUUAUGAUCAGCUUUUUGUAAAAACUGACUUAUAAUCAGAAAGUAUUCAGGACUCUGUACGCCACAGGCCAGCCAACCUGUUGAGCAACGCAGCCUCAUACUUCUGCACAAAUUCUGACUGAUAAAACGUUGUUGUUUUUUUUACAUUGAACUUUAGAUUUGUUGCUCUUUGUGGCUUUGACUUUGAAAAUGUCUUCGCAAAAAAAUAUCUGUGAUAACAUCAUUUAUUUUUGGGUCAUUUUGGUAUAAUCAACUUGUUUUUUUUUGUAAAAUGCUAAUAAAAUAUAUACGUUAUGUUGUCUGCUGGAACAGAAGACAGAUGGAAAAUUUUAUUUAUAAAGUUUAGAAUGACGGAUUAUGUUCUUAAAGUAUAUUGCACUCAUGCACAAGGCAUCUUUAUUUAAUAUGAUUUCGUGUGACGAUGUUUUAAGAAUGUAUGGAAAGUACUGGUUUGUGUUUAAAAAAAAUAAUUUCGACUGUUUAGAUUCUGAAACUGUGCCAUUUUUUGCUUCAGCAAUCAAACCAACAACAACAACAACACUGCACCAAAAGUCAUUGAUUUGCUUUUUCUUUGUGUACAACUGGCAGACGUGUAAUGCAUCCAGCCCUGAUAGCUCAAGAGUAUCAUGUUUAAAAAAAAACAUUUUGUGCGACAGUUAUAGUGCACUGGCCAAUAAUGGUUGAAGAGUUAAUGAGUUGAUUAAUUUAUAUUUGGCUGCUUUUUAACUGUCAUAGCUCUGGAUCGAAGCAUGCAGGUCCACCUAACUUCUGCUGUCUCUCUCUCCUGCCUUACCGCUUGCUAAUGACAACAGCUUUCCCCCCCUGAAGUGCUGCUUGUAAAGUAUUGUCAUUCAUGAUCCUUGUACUGACUAACUGGAAACCUUCCUCUUGGCUCUGUCUUGUAUAUAAAUGGAGAUUUUUCUGUGUUGGGUCUCAUCACACAGAUGAUAUUAACUCUCUCUUCCUCUGUAUACCAUGAUGAAUAAGAAUAACUGGCCUGCUGCUUCGUCAAGCAUCACCGCAGAGCUAAGAGUGCUGAUCAGGGAUCAGUUUUGCACAUUUCAGCUCAGUGUGGGUGAGGAGGCCGUCGUGGACCGGGUAGAUGAUCCCAGGUUUGCCGCUUUUGCUCUGAGCUGCUUGACAGAAGCAGAAACAGGUCUCUCAGCCUGUGAUGAAGUCUUAAUCUCAGUGCUCACGUUUAUCUUUUGAGUGUUCUGGAGUUCUUUCUCAUGUCUGUUGACACGUAACAAAAGUUGUCAAGAAAAAAAAUAAG